Portunus trituberculatus (swimming crab) is the source of this 2041-nucleotide messenger RNA. It is a transcript of the gene por, whose product is annotated as protein-serine O-palmitoleoyltransferase porcupine-like. Lineage: Eukaryota; Metazoa; Arthropoda; Malacostraca; Decapoda; Portunidae. Gene Ontology annotation, cellular component: endoplasmic reticulum; membrane. The coding region runs from base 102 to 1397 and encodes 431 amino acids. The transcript has 7 exons. The record is from RefSeq and is a predicted model, not a curated record. Gene Ontology annotation, biological process: canonical Wnt signaling pathway; protein palmitoylation; Wnt protein secretion. Gene Ontology annotation, molecular function: Wnt-protein binding; palmitoleoyltransferase activity.
UUUUUAAUUGAAAUACAAGUCAACUUUUGUUGAUAUUAUAGGAUAUAUAUGAGCUCCCAGUUGGAGAAUCUUGGGAAGAAGAAGAAGAAGAAGAAGCAAAUAUGUCAACAGGAGCAUCUGUGUCAGAGCUGUAUGAAUACUGUGUUGUGCCCACGGUGUCAGACUCCUCACAACACUUGUACAGCCUCUUGGCAUGGUCACUCAUCUUCUUACUUACAACCAGGAUAGUGCGGCCGCCAGCUUGGCUUGUGCACCUGAUGUCUGCCACGUGUGGGGGUAUUGUGACCUGGGGAAUGUUUGGCCAUCGCUGCAGCUAUAUGGUCUGUCUCCUAGCCGUUGGAGGACUUGUGCUCUCACUGUCUCAUUUUGUACUUAAAUCUCGCCGGGGUCCCUUCACCUGUGUGUCAUGUGUGACCUUCCUCAUUGCUUGUGAGCUCUGGUUGGCUGAUCCAGUUGACUGGCACAGUAUUCGAGGCCCACAAAUGAUCAUUCUCAUGAAAGUAGUGUCUGUUGGAUUUGAUCUAGACUCCUCAUCUCUGGCUAGACUGCCCAACAUCUUGGAAAUGGUUGGGUACAUCUUAAAUCCAGGCACGGUGAUAUUUGGCCCUUGGAUAUCUUUUUCAUCAUACAAGAGGGUCCUCCAACCAUUUUCCUUGAACCUGAGGCUGGUAUUGGGAGUAAUCAUCCACCUUAUUAUUAGUAUGAUUUUCCUCCUCCUCUCUACGUGCUUUGCAUUAUGGAUGGUGCCUGAUUCAAUCAAUAAAUGGGCACAAGCAUUUAGAGAUGCAUUUUCCUUCCGAUCUAGUCAUUACUUUGUGUCUUACUUAAGUAUGACUUCUGCCCAGCUGUCUGGGCUGGAUAUCAGAGAGGUAGCCAGACCAGCUUAUAUUGAAAUUCCUCGUUCUUUAGUGGAAGUGGUUGUGUACUGGAACAUGCCUAUGCACUACUGGCUAAAAACCUAUAUUUUCAAAACUGCAAGAAACUGGCUUGGAAUAUUCUGGGCAAUACUCUUCACCUACAGUAUGUCAUCACUCUUCCAUGGAAUCAAUUUCCAGCUUGCAGCAGUGCUUUUGUCACUUGGGUUUUAUACAUAUGUAGAGCACUCACUAAGGGUCAAGCUGGCCAGUGUUUUUGAUGCUUGUGUCCUUGCUAGACCAUGUCCAGAAAAGUGCCAUCAUCAAUACAAAAAGUGGUCGUGGAUUGGAAUUUUCAUCAAUGUUUCCUUCUCUGUGUUAGCUAUGUUGCACCUUGCCUACUUGGGCAUUAUGUUUGACUCCAACUCACAAGAGCAAGAGACAGGCUACAGUCUGAGUCAUACACUCAGUAAAUGGGCAAGUUUAAAUUACUCAAGUCACUGGAUUAUAUUUGUAUGCUAUAUCAUGUAUAUUUUAAUAUGAUAUCUCAGAAUAUUUUUAAUUGUGUAUUUUAUAUGCAUAUUUUCUAAUUUCUUAUACAAAGAUCUGAUUGAAUUAUCUUUUUUGUUGUCAUCAAAUUUGCUUUAUAACUAGAAAAAUUUUAGAAAGUAAAAUUGUAAAAUUUCAUAUUCCCUUAAGAUCUCAUUUCAUUUUAUAUAUUUAUGCAUUUUGGGCUUUUUUUCAUGAUACUGGGUUUCUAUACUGUUACUGUUUCUCUCUCUCUCUCUCUCUCUCUCUCUCUCUCUCUCUCUCUCUCUCUCUCUCUCUCUCUCUCUCUCUCUUCUGCAGGUGUCCUUUUAUAAAAUUCAGUAAUUACUUUUGUUGAUAAGAACUAUUGUGUAUUUUCUGGCAGAAAAAAAAUAUAAUAAGGAAUAAUCAUUAACUGUGGCAUGCUCUUUGUGGUGUCCAAUACUUUUCUUUACAUUUUUCAACUGCAAUCUGUUCCUUGAUCCAUUGAAAGCCUUUAAGCCUUCAAGUAAUUUUUUUAUUCAAAGAAAGAAAUGUUUCAUCAGCUUCAUUUAAUUAAAUUAGUAGUUUUUGUAAUCAUUUCAAAAUAUAUAAAAUAUGCACAAUAGACAUUCAUCUAAAUAUUUGAUGUGAUAUAGAAAUGAAAUUAUUAGCAUAUA